AUGGUAGUUCAAAAGCUCGAAGGGCAAGCUUGCCUUCGAGCUGCUGGCCUAUCCUGGGCUGCUUCUCUGGCUCUAACACUUUCGGCGCUGACACUUCAGCAGAAGCCACGGAAUGACCCCUUAAAGCUUCGAAGACAGCUCGAAGAGCACCAAAGUCCAAGAAGCCACCCAAGGCACUCCACAAACUCCAUGACGAGAAGAUCGAUGAUGGGUUUCCAAGUGCCCGGAAGGCAGCGGACACCCUUCAAAAGGAAUCGUUUGUACGUCGAAAAUCGAGCUGCCCUCGCUGAAGCUCGUGUUUUGGUUUUGGCCUCCCUUUUUUGGAUGGCCGUCUACGUUGUUGGACCACUAUGGAUCCUUCCAUUAGUUCCACUUGUUCCAUUUGUUCCAUGUGUGCAGCUGGCCGCUUCGAGAGUUUCAGCGGUCCGGCGGCUGGGGCGGCGCUCACGCGGCAGCAGCGGCGUAUGGAAAGCAAUCAAAGUCGCCUUGCUCGCGACCUUCCUGUGCACAGCUUUUGUUGGCCCUCCACGUGAACGUCAGCCGUCCCUGUGGGAUGCGCCAAAAGCGGAAACCCGAGCGGAGAAACCUGACAAUGAGCCAGAUGACGAUGACAAGCUGGCAAAGAGGGUUCGGGCCAUAGCCAUCGGCUCAGCUGGGGGCAUUCUCCUCAGCUUGGCGGUCCAGAGCGUGCUGCGCCCAGAGCCUCCAAAUGUUCCGCAGGCUCAGCUGCAGCGAAGCAGCCAGGGCUUCUCCGAGGCUGGCCCCGACCUCAAUUGGGUUGGUACACUCAGCACCGGGGUAGUGAUCGGACUUGGCGUGGGCUUCAAUGUGGGUACCAAGCAGCAGCCGUCAAGCGAGUCACAAGAAAAGCAGCACAAAGACCACAAAGGCUUGUCGCGCAAAAUAAGUGCUGACAAGCUUUCCGAACUUCAAAGCUCCCAGACCGUGAAGCUGGAGUGA
Molecule: messenger RNA, 960 nt
Organism: Symbiodinium natans
Lineage: Eukaryota; Dinophyceae; Suessiales; Symbiodiniaceae
Source: the annotation of a GenBank genome assembly